Coccidioides immitis RS is the source of this 1351-nucleotide messenger RNA. RefSeq lists its product as uncharacterized. The record is from RefSeq and is a predicted model, not a curated record. Bases 334 to 1179 code for a protein of 281 amino acids. The transcript is spliced from 3 exons. Lineage: Eukaryota; Fungi; Ascomycota; Eurotiomycetes; Onygenales; Onygenaceae.
CCACAUUUCGUUUCUGGGGUCUUAGGCAACCUCUCACGAUGCAACUGUCCAUGCUGCAGAGCGCAUGUCCCUCCGAGAGAUCGCGCCCAUUGCGCUGAAAAAACAUCCAAAGCAACGUGACGUCAUAAGUCAGCCACAUCACCGUCUUUCUACGAUCUGAGGUCGUCGCGUGUUUGUGCGACAUUAUUCUGCAUUCUCAACGUUCCACGACGAUCCGAUACCGUCUCUCUCCUACAGAGGGCUUCCUCCUUCCUCUCCAAAACCAGACAUCCCGGUCACCGUGCUCUAUACCCCUCUAUGCCUUGAAGUUUACAUGCAAGCAGGACCCACGCGAUGGACCCCACUUCACAUUGGAAUGAAAAUCAGGGUAAUUCUGCGGCGAGAGAGAUCCCACCCGCAUACAAUGUGCCAUCCGCCCCAUUGGCGCCGCCCCCGGACUAUGACACAGCGAUUGGGGUUAAUCUAUCAACAGAGUCGUCCGAGCAUGCUAUCACGAAUCACGAGCCGAUAACUCUUACUAUUGAAGGAAAGUUCAUUUACUCUUCGCUCUCAAGGCCAGAACCAGUCUACAGUCUUAGCCAUGCACUAGAUGGCCAUGAGCUGAACCUCACUGGGGUCCUCCUGACCCGAAUUGAUCGCAACCCUGCUCGUCUUUCUCGUCCCGUUGUAAAGCGAGAUGUAUUCGCUCUUCGAGAUGCACCGUCAUUACAUAUCGGACCGGCAAAAUACGAAAUUGAUGGGCUGCGGUAUAUAUCAGGUAAGAAAGGAUAUAUGAGUAGGAAAAUCACCAGGAACGGACAGGGCUGGGCAGCUGGCGGGCGGGGUUUGCCUUCCUUUAUACUUCGUCCCACUAGCCCCCCUGAUUCUGACACCCAGCUUUACGAAUGGCGAGACAAGAACAGUGAUCACAAUAUUGGUAUGGAAACACGGCGGCUUUGGGAUAAAGAGAAAAAGGUGGAAUUAUCACCACCAAAAAUAGAACUGAGGGUCGGAUCCAACGUGGAUAAAGAAUAUCUGGACUUCCUGGUAGCUGUAUGGUGCAUGCAUAAUUGGAGGGAAGCCAAGGAAAUUACAAAGGAGCCCCUGACCUGGGAAGAAUUUAAAGAACAAGCCAAGACCACCGCUGCUAAGAGUAAACACCGCCGAUGGAACGCCAAUCUGGGAGCGGUGGUAUUCUAGCACACAAAUAUGAGCAGCUUACUCUUCCCCUGGUAUAUAUCUUUCCGUUGGAUGUUGUGUUUAUGCGACGGCGUGUCAAGGGGGAGUUUGGUCGUCUAAUUCUUUUUGCAUAUCCAAGGUAUGGGUGCGGUUCGGGGUUCUGAGCUUAUUCACUGAAAAAUGACUUACGAUC